AUGUUCGAUUUCGACGAGAUUGAGGAGAAGCUGCAGCAGCAAGCAGCUGCUUCUAAUCCUGCCCAUGCCCCCUCCAUUGAUGGUGAGUGGGAGGACAACGAUGGUACCGUGGUCAUCAUCAAGAACCGGCGCAUGCGCGGCCCAGAUGGAGUCGAAGUGGAGGUGACCUUCCCCCGGCCGGAUGCGGUCGUGUUCACGCCCAGCCCCGGUGCUCCGAGCUUUGAGGGCAAGCUGACGGCGUCCGACAGGAUCUCCUGGGAUGAUGGUGCCUCCUGGGUCAGACGGCCCUUGUCGGCGAAAGCGCAAACAGAUCAAAACGGCAGUGGUGCCAAUGCAGCAUCCAACAAAGCCGCCGGAACUCCUGUGCACCAAACAAAGACUUUGGGCGGCGAAAAGGAGAAUCUGGCCGCGAAGGCUGCAGUUCCGGAGAAGCCAAACAGCAAGCUUCAUGACAGCCGUGGCCUCUGUGCGGCUUUUUUUUCUCCCUUGUGGGCCGAGCCCUCGAAGUCCACCGCCCGGAUCCCGCGGGUCGACGACUCAGCAGGCACAAGUAAGCCAAGUAAGCCCUCUUCGGGCUACAGCUCUUCGCGUACCCCCACCACGGACAAGAAGGCCGCCACGAAUAGCAGUGGCGAAGCUGGCCGCGAUUCAGCCUGGCACUACGAGCGCUUUGAGGUAACGAAACCCAUCGUCUUCGUCCGGGAAAGCCCCGGCCUGAACACGGCGAAGGUUGCCCAGGUGACACGAGGCUGCGUGGUCUCUGGACGGGUGCAAGAGACAGGGUGGCUCUGCUUGGAUCAAGACAGCCGUGCGUCCGCAAAUGUGCCCGAGCAUGCCAAGGGCGCGUACAUGCUCAUUGAUGGCAGAAAUCAUGGGCUUGGCAUACUCCUGGAGUCGCGCGGCUGCCAGGGCAGCUCCAAGGGCUCCUUCGCUUCGCCCCUGGAGUUUCUGGCGCUGAGAAACCUCCAAGUGAGAGCCCGGCCGAGCCUCAGUUCUCCCUCGACAGGGCAUGUGGCUGAAGGCUCACAGGUGCAAGGUUAUCCUGGUGCUGAAUCCUGGCUGGAGUUGGAGGGUGGCGGCUUCCUGCCGAUCGUGGACAAGACCGCCUCCGCCAAUUCCGAAAGCCAGGACUGCUUGCAGCUGCAGGGCGCGCUCCAGGCAGCGGUGCCACAGACAUUUGCGGAGGCUGUCGUUGCCAGGUGGGAGCCGCUCCCGGCCGCUGCAGCAACGCGAGUCGAGUACAGCCUGGAGUGGCAAGAUGCCCAAGAGCCGGACCGCCAUGGUCGUGUCAGCUUCUCCAGGAAGUGCCAGGCACAUGUUCGGUCUCUCCCACCUUCCACCACGAUUCAGCUUCGAGUCGUGUCUCGAGUUUUCGCCCCGCUUCCCGGAGGAAACCCGGGAGCCAAAGGCAAGGAGGACCCGGCGUCUCGGUCAUGGCAGGAUCAUCGCCUAGUCGGUCGGUGGCUCUACGGUGCCAAGCCCUCAGAGUACCGAAUCGGACGCAGAUCUGAUGGCUUGCUAGUCUUCAUGGGCCCCCACGCUUCGGGAGCGACUGUGAUGGGCGUGCUGGAACCUGAAGGCCACUGGCUGCAGGCAGAGCUAGCCUCUGCCAGUGGCGACAUAGUGGGUCACAUUCGCUUAUUCUAUGACGAGGAGGAGGACGCUGUCAUCUCCAACUUCAAGAACAUCCAGAAUGUGGAUUGGGGAAGAGACAUUGCUGCGAAGAAGGGUGGUGACGAAGAAAUCUUGACCACAGUAGUCGGACGGUGGGUGCAGGCACGGACAGCAGCUGCCAUUACAGACCAGGACGAGGAGGACUUCUGCUACGACGCCUUCUGCAACAAACGAGGCAAGUGUCAGAGAUGCCCCUGUCAGAUCUUCGUCCUGUCUGAGCACCUCAUGAACCAAGAGAUGCUUUGCAGGCGCUGCGGCUGUGCUGCGAUCCAUCACGCCAAAGUCGGCAAGUUCCGGUUUCACGAGGGCCAGAAAGGAAAAGACUCGGAAGAUGCCAGCAGCACAGCAAGGCCCCCGCAGAAAACGGCGAUGGAUGAAAUACCAAGCCGAAGGUGGAGCCUGGAUGAUGCCACCGCGGGCGAGGAGAUCGUUGAGUUCAUCAUCAGGCAGCUGGAGCUGGCCAAGAACCUCUACGAGGUUCUCGGGGUGGCUCCCAGUUCUUCGGCCCUUGAGAUUCGCCAGGCUUAUCGGGCCAUCUCACUCAGAGUGCAUCCGGACAAGAUCAAUGCGCAAGCGCAGAGCGAAGACGAGCAGAGCCAGAGCUUGUCAGCCCUUGCAGAAGACGCAUUCAAACUGGCCUCCUCGGCUUAUGAAGUGCUGAAUGAUGAGAUCGAGCGAAGAUCGUACGAUCGACAGCUGUACUUGGACUGGGUGCGCCCACUGCUGUUUGCAAGAAGCUUCGGCCCUCAGCUUCUGCUUCUGCAAGUGCUAAAAGCCAUCUCGCUGGCCAUGCUUGCGCAGAAAGCCAUGCCUCAGAUCCGUCAGAGCUUGGACAGAACACACAACCUCGAGCAGGGUAGGGGAAGCUUGGAUUUUCUACGGCUGAAGUGCGCAGCACGGCACGCUCUGAGGCUAUGGCCCAUUGCGGGGGUCUUCGGCCUAUUAGGACGCCAGCUGGCCAUCCUCCUGGGCAAGACCUCCCUGGCCCGGAAGGAUGCGGAGCCACUUCUGGCGAGCCGGACAUGGGAGGCCUUGCGCGAGGGACGUGACCCUUUCCAGCCGGAAGGCUCGUCAAAGCGCUUGCAGCGGAUGCUCGCUGAGCUUGCCUUGACCAUGGAGCCCGUGGCAGCGCCCCAUGUGGAGAGCACGGAGAGCAGCGACAGCACCUGUAAAAUGCUCCUUCGCCUUGAAGAUGAUCUGUCAGUUGAGUGCGUCCUCAUACGGAUGGCCAAGCAUUCCAGUCUCUGUGUCUCGAGCCAGGUAGGCUGCAAGCAGGCAUGCGUUUUCUGUGCAACAGGUAAGCUUGGCGAGGUCCGGAAUCUAACCACACACGAAAUCCUCGCACAAGUUUGGCUGGCCCAGCGUCAGGCCCGGGCUCUCGACUGGCCGAAAGUACGAAAUCUUGUGUUCAUGGGCAUGGGCGAGCCUACCAACAACUUGGAUUCAGUGUCUAGAGCGCUCGAGCUACUCACUGACAACACCAGCUUUCACAUGUCGCGUUGGUACAUCACAGUAUCAACGGUUGCACCUUCUCCGGCCCAGAUUCUGAGUCUCUCUGAGCUGCCAUGCAAGUUGGCGUGGUCGGUGCAUGCAGCAACGGACGUCUUGCGCCGUAAACUGGUGCCAAGCAGCAAGUAUCCGCUGGCUGAUCUGCGAGAUGCCUUCUUGAAGUGCUUGCUGCUACGUCCGGAGAGGUUCAGACAACUGAUUUGUGAAGUCGUGCUGCUGGACGAGGUCAACACCGAUCAAGGCCAUGCCAAAGCACUUUCGGAACUAUUGUCCCCCUUUGAAAGGGAAGAACUGCUCGUGAAUUUGAUCCCCUACAACGACAUUCAUGGACUGGUAGCGCGUGGUGCCGCAAUGGACGUGCAGACUGCCCAGCUCAGGGCGCCGACUCUGGACACUGUCCGCAGCUUUCAGCGCUCGCUUUGGCAGGACACUGAAGGCGAAGACGGCAGAGAUCCAGGCAGGCGGGUGGAUGAGUUCUUCAAGAAUCCGACCAUUGGUACCUUCAUGAACUCUCCCUACUACGGUGAGGACGGCGUGUUUGGUAGCAGCGGGACGAUCAAAGAGAAUCCUGCGGGCGGGUUCAGCUUUGAGCUUCCCGGUGGCGGUGGCAUUCAUAUUGACAACGGAAAUGGCUAUCAGCGACGCCGUGGUCUCAGCUUCCAAGCAACCGCGUGGCAAGACAUUAGGUCAGAGCUCCGGGUGCAAAAGGUUCAAAUUCUUGAUUGGAUGGAUUUGGCUUUGGCCCAAUGCCGCAUCUGUGGCCGCAGUCUCUUCUUCCACAGGCGGAAGGGUGCACCGCAGAGACAAGCGCAGAGACAAGCUGCCUUUGAGUUGCGGAGGAUUCAGGACAGGUCUCGUGGUGGAAUUACAAUCAGGCCUCCGACUGCACCCACUGACAUCGAGGAUAAUGAACCAGUGCCAGAGAAAAGCACGCUGGACUGGCUCAAUCUCAACGCGCUUGCGCCCAAAGCCAUCCAGGGAGCAAUUGACAGAAUUCGGCACAACACCCUGGCAAGCAGUGGCGAUGCCGAGGUCCCGAAAGAGAUGGACGGGGAGUUGCUGACAUCUCCCCGUGGCAAGGGCACUGACCAGUCGGCCGGUUCCAUGGGCUAUGCCCGGCCCGCGCGCAAGUCCCUGAGCUCGGCCCUUCGGGCUCGUGGUGGCAUCUCCCGUGGAGUGGCCGGGACGGAGUCUGAUCCGGCCGAAGGGCCCGACGCGGAUGCGCCGGACGUGCCCGAACCGUCCUGGCCCGAAGUUCCUCUUGAUGAGGCCGAGGACACACCGGUUGAAGCCGCAGCGCCCGUGCCCGAGGAGGCGGAGGAGGCAGUGCCGGAGGAGCCGCAGCCUUCGGAAAGUCCUGAGGCUGCAUUCGCGCAGCCUACCGCAGACCGAACGGCAUCAGCGCCCCUUCCCGUCUUGCACGAGGAAGAGGAGGAGGAAUCGACUAUAGCUGCAGCCAUGCCAGUGCAAGUGGAGCAGCCUGAUGAACGGGCUGCUCCAGAUGCGCUUGAUGGACUUGCAGAGGCUGAGGAACUCCCGAACCAGGAGGAACUCCCGGACAGGCAGGAAGUGCCAGCGGAGCUUCUGGACUGA
Molecule: messenger RNA, 4776 nt
Organism: Symbiodinium necroappetens
Lineage: Eukaryota; Dinophyceae; Suessiales; Symbiodiniaceae
Source: the annotation of a GenBank genome assembly